Coffea eugenioides is the source of this 2002-nucleotide messenger RNA. Its product is annotated as enhanced ethylene response protein 5. Gene Ontology annotation, cellular component: transcription export complex 2. Lineage: Eukaryota; Viridiplantae; Streptophyta; Magnoliopsida; Gentianales; Rubiaceae. The coding region runs from base 303 to 1553 and encodes 416 amino acids. Gene Ontology annotation, biological process: poly(A)+ mRNA export from nucleus; post-transcriptional tethering of RNA polymerase II gene DNA at nuclear periphery; transcription elongation by RNA polymerase II. Gene Ontology annotation, molecular function: RNA binding; double-stranded DNA binding. The transcript has 9 exons. The record is from RefSeq and is a predicted model, not a curated record.
UCAGAAAAUUAUCACUAUAAUUAAUCUACAUACACUCUGGAGAGGCAUGGCAGAUAUAAUUAGGAGGAAGUAGUAGAGGCUAGAGAGAGAUUAACUAUGUGUUCUUCUGGGAUCAAGGCCGGAGCAUUGUAUUGUUUUAUUGAGUGGUGAGUUGACUGGGCUUGCGCCGCCGCCACACUCUCCGGCCACCGUCGGUAGUACCUCUUCCGUUAGCUGCAGCAGAAAAAGUAAAACCUCCGAGCUUUAAUUGCUCAAUAGAAGCGAGAGAGAGGUUGUGGAGGAAGAGGAAUUUAUUUGGAAGAAUGGCGGGAGCAUACAUGAUGAGCAUGGGGGAAGCACACAGACGAAUACUUGAUUAUCUUAACCGCUUCUCCGACGCAGUCUCCACGCAAGACGGCAAAUCCCUCAGCCGUCUCCUAUCCAUCUCCUCCGACUCUCACCACCUCCUUUCCCUCGCCGACGCACUCAACACCUUUCAGGACGCCAAUAGGCUGAUUAGACAGUCUGAGGAAUACUCUCAGUAUGCUGACAUACUACUUCCUAUAUUUCGCGCUUUGCAAAGUUAUCGUCUCAGAAACCUGGUCGAGUCCUACCAAGCUUUUGAGAAAGCUUCCAAUGCUUUCAUUCAGGAGUUUCGUAAUUGGGAUUCAGCGUGGGCUUUGGAAGCACUAUAUGUACUGGCCUAUGAGAUUAGGGUUCUUGCUGAGAAGGCUGAUAUAGAAUUGGCUUCAAAUGGGAAGACUCCAGAGAAAUUGAAAGGGGCUGGUUCACUCCUUAUGAAAGUUUUUAGCACUCUUGCUGGAAAAGGUCCCAAGCGUGUUGGUGCUCUAUAUGUGACCUGCCAACUUUUCAAAACUUAUUUCAAGCUUGGUACUGUUCAUUUAUGCCGUAGCGUCAUAAGAAGCAUUGAGACAGCUCGAAUUUUUGAUUUUGAAGAAUUUCCUGUUCGGGAUAAGGUCACCUACAUGUAUUACACAGGCCGUUUAGAGGUGUACAAUGAAAACUUUCCAGCGGCUGAUCAUAAGUUAUCAUAUGCUUUAUCGCAUUGUGAUGCUCGGAAGGAAGCAAAUAUAAGGAUGAUACUCAAAUAUCUGAUACCUGUAAAGCUAUCAAUUGGAAUUUUACCACACGCACAGCUCCUUGAGAAUUAUAAUCUAAACGAGUACAGUAACAUUGUGCUUGCACUGAAAAGAGGUGAUCUUCGACUUCUUCGACAUGCCCUCCAGGAGCAUGAAGACAGAUUCUUAAGGUCAGGAGUUUACCUUGUCUUAGAGAAGCUAGAGCUCCAAGUUUACCAGAGAUUGUUGAAGAAGAUCCACAUCAUCCAAAAGCAGAAGGAUCCAAACAAGGCUCACCAGAUAAAGUUAGAAAUUAUUGUUAAAGCAAUGAAAUGGCUUGAGAUGGACAUGGAUGUAGAUGAGGUGGAAUGCAUAAUGUCCAUUCUAAUAUAUAAAAAUCUUGUCAAAGGGUACUUUGCUCACAAGAGCAAAGUGGUGGUUUUAAGCAAACAAGAUCCUUUCCCAAAAUUAAAUGGCAAGCCAGUUAGUUCCUAGAAGAUUCUGCUGAUACGUGCUCAAAUUCAUAAUGGUCCAUUUGUUCAGCUGCCUCUCUUCUGAUCUGACUGACUUUGCGGAAGAUGCGAUGGUGCUUCUCAGACGGUUAAGGUCCGCUACAUCUCAUUGUCUGACCGAGAUUGGAGUAUAUGGCGCCGAAUAGUUUUGAUUCCUAAGCUUCAGCUAAAUUCCAUUUUACUCUUGUAAGUGUAAAAUUAAUGAUGUUUUUUGGGCUUGGGGAGGUACAGAUUUUGAUUCUUUGAAGCACGUAGAAUUACUUCUGCAGCUAUAUUCUGCAGCUUGACUGGUUAUCGGGUAGUUGCACGUUAUUUUCUGCUGCUUCGAAAAGUUUUUAAUGGUUCUAUACUAGGCCCAAAUGAAGGGUAGUUGUAAAUUUGCGGCAGAGAUUUGCUUAUUAGUAGCUUUGUAACCAAUGACCCUUAAAGAUU